UUUACUGCUUCAUCUGUCAACUCUCUCUUCCUAGCGAGCGCCCGCCCUCCCCCUCUCUCUCUCUCAAAGCCAAAUGGGUAGUUUGAGGUUCUCUGCCGUGUAUGCCUUGACGUUAAUGGCAGUGGUGAUGAUGAGUAGCAGCGGUGCAGUCUCAGGCCAAGGCGAUCCGUCCAUAGGCAGUGCUUCUGGGGGCGCGGCCGGAGGAGCAGAGAUGGUGCCGGCAAUGUUCGUAUUCGGAGACUCUCUGAUAGACAACGGGAACAACAACGACCUUCCCUCUUUCGCCAAGGCCAACUACUUCCCCUAUGGUAUCGACUUUAACGGCGGCCCCACCGGUCGCUUCUCCAACGGCUACACCAUUGUUGAUGAAAUCGCGGAACUUCUAGGACUGCCUUUAAUCCCCGCCCACUCUGAAGCCUCCGGAGAGCAAGUGCUUCAUGGAGUCAACUACGCCUCCGCCGCUGCUGGCAUCCUCGAUGCCACCGGCAGAAACUUUGUGGGGCGGAUCCCAUUCAACCAGCAGAUAAGGAACUUCGAGAGCACGCUGGACGAGAUAACGGACAGCCUGGGGGCGGACGACGUUGCGAACGCGAUCGGGCGGUGCAUAUUCUUCGUGGGGAUGGGGAGCAACGACUAUCUCAACAAUUACCUAAUGCCCAACUACGCCACCCGCUCUCAGUACAAUCCCCAGCAGUUCGCAGACUUGCUCAUCCAGCAGUACUACGGCCAAGUCACUAGCCUUUACAAUCUGGGGGCACGGAGGUUUGUGCUGGCGGGCCUGGGGCAAAUGGGGUGCAUCCCCAGCAUAUUGGCUCAGAACCAAAACGGGCGGUGCUCGGCGGAGGUGAACCAGCUGGUUGCACCCUUCAACGCCAACAUCAAGACCAUGGUCACGGACCUCAACGCCAAGCUCCCCGCCGCCAAGUUCAUCUACGUUGAUAUUUACCAUAUGUUCGUAGAUCUCCUCGCCAAUUCUCAAGCCUAUGGUAUAACGGAGACAAACCGAGGGUGCUGCGGCGUGGGAAGGAACGGAGGACAGAUCACGUGUCUUCCAUUCCAAACGCCAUGCGCCAACCGCAGACAAUACGUAUUCUGGGACGCAUUCCACCCCACCGAAACCGUCAACAUCAUUUUGGGAAGGAACGCAUUCACCGGCAACCAAAACUAUGCCUAUCCCAUCAACAUACAGCAGCUUGCUAACCUUGAUCUUCAGCCCAAUUAACGGCUAGACCAAAUGCAUGCUACCUACUACCCAUCCAUGCUGAAUCUUUAUUUUGAUUAAUCACGUGGUACUUUCUUUGUUUCUUUGCCCUAUCCCAUGGAUAAGUCCUUAUAAUUAAUGCUAUAUUUUAGAAUAUAAUGUGAGAGUUGAGGACUGCUACUUUGAUCUUAUUUUAUUUUGGGCGGGCAUUAUAAUUUUGUUCAGCUUUACUUCACUAGUUUUGAUUGUAGUUUGGAUAUUUGGCUUAUAUGGAUUGAUGUAAAAAAUCAAUACGUCAUUCUAGUAACAGUUCAACAAGCUUUUUCGAUCUAAA
Molecule: messenger RNA, 1535 nt
Organism: Malania oleifera
Lineage: Eukaryota; Viridiplantae; Streptophyta; Magnoliopsida; Santalales; Ximeniaceae
Product: GDSL esterase/lipase At1g71691
Exons: 5
Coding region: 74-1222 (382 amino acids)
Molecular function (GO): hydrolase activity, acting on ester bonds
Source: RefSeq, a predicted model, not a curated record